GAACAAGCUUCCCCAACUCAUCACCACACUUUUCUUCAUUCCCCAUAUUCCCUUUUUCUAAAACAAUACCACGACACUCCCAUAAACAAUAUGUAUAUAUAUAUUUCACCACAUUAUACAAAUAUAUAUAUACAUCAUUAUAUAUCAGAGAUGGCAGCACAGAAAUGUGGGAUGUGCCCAUUUGAGGCCAUGGAUCACCUCUGGUUUCACCAGAUUGUUAUUUCCUCAAAAUUUUCAUCAAAAAACAUCUCAACCCAACAUAUAUCUUCACAGGUUGAGAGCAGGAGACAAGAAAGUGAUCAUGUUGAAGAAACUACCGCUACAGCUGAUCAGGAUAGAGCAACAAAGUUAUAUCUGGUUUCGAGGGAAACUAGGUCUCAUUCAUCUUCACCAGCAUCACUCAAAAAGCAAUCAAGAAUAUUGCCGGGCUCAGUGGAUCUCGAGCUUCAAGAAGUAAAAGGGUUCAUGGAUUUAGGGUUUGUUUUCAAGGAACACAACUUAAGCAGCCAUGUGAUCAGCUUGAUCCCUGGAUUGCGGCGGAUAAAAUCUCAAGACAAAAGGGGAAUCUUGAAGCCAUAUUUGUCAGAGUCGUGGCUUGUGAGAAUGCCAGAUUCUCCGUUGGUACUAAGUUUAAGGAUUUCGAGAGUUUGUAAUGAUUCGGAUAAGGUGAAGAAGCAUUUGAAGGAUUGGGCUCGGACAGUCGCAGCCGCCAUCCACCAAGAAUUUUGAUGGCCGACUCGACCGUCUGUUGUAGAUGCUACACCUGAUAAAA
Messenger RNA from Salvia miltiorrhiza (redroot sage), 772 nucleotides. RefSeq lists its product as uncharacterized. NCBI's taxonomy places the organism in Eukaryota, Viridiplantae, Streptophyta, Magnoliopsida, Lamiales, Lamiaceae. Bases 91 to 729 code for a protein of 212 amino acids. The transcript is spliced from 2 exons. The record is from RefSeq and is a predicted model, not a curated record.